AUGGCGACAUGGAGAGAGCCACUGUCGCAACCCCGUGCUGGGCACGCCACUAUAGCGGCGAUAAGACCCCUCUUCGAAGAGUGGCUUAAGAGACGCCACGGCAUCCUCACCUUCCGCCUGACGCAGGUCCUCACCGGACACGGUGUGUUCGGGAGGUUCCUGCACCGAAUCGGGCGGGAGGAAACGCCCGGGUGCUCCCACUGCGAGGAUGGACCGGAGGACACGGUGGAACACACCGUGGAGGUGUGCCCUGCUUGGGCGGAGCACCGCCGUGUCCUCGUAGCGGCGAUAGGCGGCGGCGACCUCUCGCGUCCGGCCCUGGUCGAAGCCAUGGUCCGGAGCGAGACGGAAUGGGAUGCCGUCACCACCUUCUGCGAAGCAGUGAUGCUAGCGAAGGAGGUGGCGGAGCGGGAGAAGGAGAGAGCAGCACCUUUCCUCCCCGGCCGCCGCGGGAGACGCCCCGGGCGUCGGGGGCUACGUCGUGGCCCCCGGCCACCGUAG
Molecule: messenger RNA, 501 nt
Organism: Parnassius apollo (apollo)
Lineage: Eukaryota; Metazoa; Arthropoda; Insecta; Lepidoptera; Papilionidae
Source: the annotation of a GenBank genome assembly